Messenger RNA from Ceratosolen solmsi marchali, 450 nucleotides. RefSeq names its product histone H2A-beta, sperm-like. Gene Ontology annotation, cellular component: nucleosome. The record is from RefSeq and is a predicted model, not a curated record. NCBI's taxonomy places the organism in Eukaryota, Metazoa, Arthropoda, Insecta, Hymenoptera, Agaonidae. Gene Ontology annotation, molecular function: structural constituent of chromatin; protein heterodimerization activity; DNA binding. The transcript has 3 exons. Bases 1 to 450 code for a protein of 149 amino acids.
AUGUCGAACAGAAACAAUAGAAUCAAAUCAAAGAGUCGUAGUUAUCGAGCUGGAUUACAAUUUCCAAUUGGUAGAAUCCGUCGACUAUUGUGUGAAGGACAUUACGCAGAGCGUGUUUGUGCAGGCCCUGUUUAUCUCACUGCUGUAUUAGAGUAUUUGGCAGCAGAAAUUUUAGAAUUGGCUGGUAAUGCAGCUCAAGAUAAUAAAAAAUCUAGAAUAAUUCCUCGACAUUUACAUGUAGAUAUUCGUAAUAACGAAGAAUUGAAUAAGCUAUUAUCUGGAGUUAUAAUUGCUGAAGGUGGUGUAAUAACAAAUAUCCAAACCGUUUUAUUAACUGUAAAAUCUACUAUUGUUGGUUUCAAUAAAAAUCAUAUUAGCAAAGAACGUUCCAGGCUUUGCCCUGUUGACGUCACAACCAAUAUCAUCAUGGCAACAAACACCAACGUUUAA